This is a messenger RNA of Chaetomium strumarium, 2142 nucleotides long. Its product is annotated as Alpha/Beta hydrolase protein. Bases 125 to 1855 code for a protein of 576 amino acids. The transcript has 2 exons. The record is from RefSeq and is a predicted model, not a curated record. Lineage: Eukaryota; Fungi; Ascomycota; Sordariomycetes; Sordariales; Chaetomiaceae.
GCUAUAUUAGGCCUCUCCUCCGCCCCUUCCUCGAUGGCAGCUUCGAGAGUCAGGUAGGGAACGUCGACCCGUCGUUCCUUCUCCCCAUUCUGCUUCGGUUCGACGCAGACCCUCACAGACAGCCAUGAAGGGGAUCACUGCCCUCUUCACCGCCGCACUUCUCGGCCGGGCGGCCGCAGCACCUCCAGAGCCGCCGACGAACGUGAUGGAGAAGCGGGCUGCCCCGACCGUCACUAUCUCGUCGGGCACCAUCGUCGGAGCCAGCCGGGUGGGCACCGAAGCCUUCAAUGGCAUCCCCUUUGCCCAGCCGCCCGUCGGACCGCUGAGGCUCAAACCUCCGGUCAAGCUCAACUCCUCUCUCGGCGUGUUCGACGCCUCAGGAAUCGCACCGGCGUGCCCGCAGUUCGUGGCCGAUUCAGACUCGAAUAACUUCCUGGACCAGGUUAUAGACACUGUCGUCAACCUUCCCUUCUUCCAAAAGGCCCUCAAGGUCAGCGAGGACUGCCUGACUAUCAGCGUCAUCCGCCCCACGGGCACCAAGGCAGGGGACAAGCUCCCCGUGCUGUUCUGGAUCUUCGGCGGUGGCUUCGAGCUUGGCUGGAGCUCCAUGUACGAUGGUGGCCCGCUCGUGACCAAUGCCGUCAAGAUGGGCAAGCCGUACAUUUUCGUCGCGGUCAGCUACCGAGUGGGCGGAUUCGGAUUCAUGCCCGGAAAGGAGAUCCUGGCCGACGGUGCUGCCAACGCCGGCCUCCUCGACCAGCGCAUGGGUCUCGAGUGGGUGGCUGACAACAUUGCCGCAUUCGGCGGCGACCCGGACAAGGUGACCAUCUGGGGUGAGUCUGCCGGUGCCAUUUCGGUCUUUGACCAGAUGGCGCUCUACGACGGCGACAACACGUACAGGGGCAAGCCCCUGUUCCGCGGAGCCAUCAUGAACUCGGGGAGCCUUGUCCCGGCGGACCCUGUCGACUGUCCCAAGGGGCAGAUAGUCUACGACGCCGUUGUCGCGAAGGCCGGCUGUGCAGCGUCCAAGGACACGCUCGCCUGCCUCCGCGCGCUCCCCUACGACAAGUUCCUCGCCGCCGCAACCUCGGUGCCCGGUAUUCUGUCCUAUAGCUCGGUUGCCCUCUCGUACAUGCCCCGACCAGACGGCAAGGUGCUCACCCAGAGCCCUGAUCUCCUGGUCAAGGCGGGCAAGUACGCGGCGGUCCCGAUGAUCAUCGGAGAUCAGGAGGACGAAGGCACGCUCUUCGCGCUGUUCCAACCCAACGUCACCACCAGCGCCGAUAUCGUCGACUACCUCGGCACCCUCUUCUUCACGAGUGCCAGCAAGACGCAGCUCGAAGGGCUCGUCGACACCUAUUCGCCCUGGGUCUGGGACGGCUCGCCCUUCGGCACAGGCAUUCUUAACGAGAUAUACCCGGGCUUCAAGCGGCUGGCCGCGAUACUGGGUGACCUUGUCUUCACCCUCACCCGGCGCGUGUUCCUCGACGCGGCGGUCGUCGCCAACCCCAGCGUCCCUGCGUGGUCCUACCUCGCCAGCUACAACUUCGGCACGCCCAUCAUGGGCACCUUCCACGGCAGCGACAUCCUCCAGGUGUUCUACGGCAUCCUGCCCAACUAUGCGUCCAAGUCCAUCCAGAGCUACUAUGCCAACUUUAUCUACAACCUCGAUCCCAAUAAUGCGGCCGGCGGCACCAGCAGCAAGAGCAAGGUCGCUGAGAACUGGCCAAAAUGGACGAGCGCGCAGCGCAGGCUGGUCCAGUUCUUUGCGGAUAGCACGGGGUAUCUGACGGAUGACUUCCGGGACGAGUCAGCGAAGUAUAUUGCUGAGCAUGCAGGUAAUUUUUAUGUCUGAGGGGAACAGUGAAGGGUUAAUGUAUAUACAUAGGGGUUGGAUCUGUACAUACCUUACGUAGGACCUUGCCUAGGGCAGAUGAUGACUGAUGAGGGCUUGUGAUGACUCGGAGUUAUGAAUGGACGCCUUAGGGUGUGAUGAUACCAUGAUGGGGUAUGAAGGAUUAUGCAGUUUUUAUGGUGUUACCUUAGUGAUUGUUUGAUAUUUUCACUCUGGGUGCCUGUCUUAAUACCUGUGAACUGUCACGAAACGUUCUCUAUGGGUCGCGAAUAGUAGUAGUAUGUAGC